AUGGAUCGUCAAGGAAAGCCUGUGACUUUCACAAGUCCCCUGGGCACACAAUAUGAUUGCACGUUCAUUUCCGAUCCCCGCCAGAAUAAGGAGCUCGGAGCCCGUCUGAAAGACAAGAACAUCUUGAUAGCUGGAGCUGGACGUGGUGUUGGUAGAGCUGCCUCAGAGUUCUUCGCCCAUACAGAAGCGAAAUCUCUCAGUCUUAUGGCACUAGAGACAGAAGAGGUAGAAGAAACCGCUCAGCUAUGCAAUAAAAUCAACCCCAGCCUUCGAAUCAAAACUGCUGGAUUUAAUGUCAUGAAUUACAGCUUAGUGGAGAAGUUCGUCCUAGAGACUAUUCAGAAGUUCGGAAGGAUUGAUAUUCUCUUCUUCAAUGCUGGCCGCCCUCCUCAGUGGUUGGCUACCCACGAGUCCGACCCAGGAGUUUGGUGGGAAACACUGGCUGUCUCGAUGCAAGGAGCUUUCCAUUUUUCGAGAGCUGCUUUGCCAUCGAUGAGAGAACAAGGUGGGGGCAGGAUCAUCUUCACUUCAAGCAACGGUGCACAUGCAUCGCAAGGAAUGGGAGGUUAUAUUGUGGGCAAACUGGGACAAGUUCGUCUGGCAGAGAUUAUUCAUAAUGAGAACAAAGAUUGUGGGGUGACAGCGUUUGCAUAUCAUCCCGGUACGAUUGAGACACGGUUCUUCCACGACUUCAAAGAUGCAGCUGAAGGAAACAUCAAGGCCAAAAGUUACGUAUCGAAGGACUUACCAGGAGAGCAAAAGUCAGCAAUGAUUGCCGUCAAGGCACUGGAAGCGAAAAAGUUUGCCACACCCCAAAUGCCAGCAGGCUUGGUAAUUGUGCUGGCAAGUGGGCAACUGGAUUUCAUGUCAGGCCGGUAUCUGGAUGCUUCGAAACGAAUCGAAGAUUAUAUUGCUGAUGCAGAUAGGAUAGUCAAAGAAGACCUGCACAGGGUAAGAUUAGUCGUUGACAAAGAGACUGACAUAUUUGUGCCAAAGAGUCAAGGCUAUUAG
Molecule: messenger RNA, 1011 nt
Organism: Exophiala bonariae
Lineage: Eukaryota; Fungi; Ascomycota; Eurotiomycetes; Chaetothyriales; Herpotrichiellaceae
Exons: 1
Coding region: 1-1011 (336 amino acids)
Source: RefSeq, a predicted model, not a curated record